Messenger RNA from Chara braunii, 3889 nucleotides. The record is from the annotation of a GenBank genome assembly. NCBI's taxonomy places the organism in Eukaryota, Viridiplantae, Streptophyta, Charophyceae, Charales, Characeae.
UCGAGUGAACGACAACAUGGUUGGGAGGAAGAGGAAGGGGGAAGGGGAGGGAGCUAAGGAGGCCUUCAAGCCCGUCAGCGAGGACGAGCAGCGUGAGGUAAUUGCCCGGUGUUGUGUCUACAAGUACCUGACGAAGGGUCAGACACUGGAGAGUUGCAAGGGCAACUUCAAGAUGAAGUGCAAUUUCUGCAACAAACCCCCUUUUCAGGGCAGUCAGAUGCGGGGGGCCGAGCACUUCACCAAGGGGAGGUGCCCAAGGGUGACACCGGAGAUACUUGUCGAUAUUUGAAAUUCGACAAGCUACCGCUUCGACCAGCGGCGAGAGCGACAAGUGCGGGAUUACAUGGAGUAUCGUGGCAUCCCGAACAGGAGAGAGGUGGGAGUUGGAUGUGUGGCUGAGGACGAGGUGCAAGAUGUUUUGGACAGGGAGGGGGCGAACGUUGAGGGUGGAGAGCGCGCCGACGAGGAUGAUGAGGCGGGCGCAGGGGUGGGGUCUGCUAGCCGUGGGCCAGAGGGCGAGGGAGAAGAGGGGGGCGACGACGACGACGAUGUGCAGGAGUUAGGAGCAUCCCUGCAGGGGGGAGGACUCAAGGGAGGACGUGCAACUCAGCAGACGAGACCCCGUGCGACUAUGGAUAGUCGUGGGAAGAGGAGGGCGAACACUGCUCCUGCGGCAUGCAUUUUGGACCCGAAACGUUUGAAGCUGGUCAGGUUGGAUGAGUUGUACGACCCAGCGUGGCAGUCCACAUUCCACCAUCUCUUCCUGCAGUGGUGGUAUAUUGGCGGCAUCCCAUUUGAGAGGGCGAAGAUGGACGAGUACAGGGUCCUCACGAAGCAUAUGCACAAAAUGCCCAAGGGCAUGAAGCCUUCUUUGCCCCAGUUCAAGCGCAUAGCAGGCAGUGACAUAGAGGAGGAGUGUGCGCACAUAGUUGAUAAGAUACGUGACAUACGUGAGCAGAUGCGGCACACAGGGGCUACCAUCCUCACGGAUGGGAGGAAGUCCCUGAACUCUGAGCCAAUUGUGAACUUCCUGGCAGCAGGACAGUCGAGCGCCUUCCUUUUCACGACGGUGUGCAGGGAAGAGGUUGACGCAGAGACGGCAGACGUCGUCUUGCAGCGGUGGAAGAAGGUUUUCGAAAAGUUCGGCGCGAACAAGAUCAACGUCAUCUGCACGGACUCUGCAUCAGUUUAUGUCGCUGCCGGUCGAGCGCUUCACGACGAUCCCGAUCCGGAUAUUCGUCGCAUCCCUUGGCUCCCUUGUUCUGUCCAUUGCUGCAACUUGAUGUUGUCAGACAUGGUCAAGGAUAAGACAUGGCCCACAUGGGCCAUCGAGUUGUUGACGAGGGCGAGGGCGGUUGUCCGAUUCAUUAGAUCUCACGGAUCGGCUCUCGUGUUGUUUAGGAUUUACAGUGCCAGAACUGAUCGUGAGACAAGGGCCGGCCAUGGAGGGGGGACAAGAGUCAAAGCCCGACGCGGUCGAGAGUUGUUGUACCCUAGCCAGACGCGAUUUGCCUCUAUGUACAUCAUGAUGGAGAGGUUGCGCCACCUCAGGGUUCCACUGGAGGCGAUGACGUUGGAGAGGGACUGGGCGCGACUUCCAUGGGAGAGGAAUCUGUUGGCGCAGGCCGGUUGGGUGCGCACGCAAGUGCGAUGCGGGUUGUUUUGGGAGGAGAUGGAUGAUCUUAUAGACGUCUUCACCCCGGUCAUGCAGUUGUUGAGGAUGUUGGACCAGGGGGGAUUGGUGAUCUCGUGCAUCUUCCGGUGGGUGACCCAGUUGGCGGAGGAGAUUCUGAAGUUGGACAAUCAACAGAAGAAGGUGGCGGAGAUGACACUCGAGUACAUCUACACGCAGAUGGGCUUCGACUGGCGGGGAGAGAGGUACAGGUUGGUCCGUCAGCAGUUGUACGACUUCCACGCGCGCGGGCCGAGGUAUGAUUGGGGGGGAGAUGCACGCACUGCAGACAAGGACACGUGCGAGGGGCCGGAUGAGACACAGGUCAUUGCUGAUUGGUGGGUUUUGCACGGCGGUUGUGCCCCUGAGCUUUGCACCAUCGCCACACGUCGGAUGUACACCUGGGUUUGCGCCUCUCCUGCGGAGAGGAAUUGGGCGUUGCAUGAGCGGAUCCACGAGAAGCGCCGCAACAGGUUGGAAUUCAAGAACCUGACUGACAUGGUGGAGAUGUGCGCGAACAAGAAGCUUCUGACGUGUAGACAGAGGAGGAGGGUACUUUUCCUGCCAUGGGGUGAUCUCGAGGAGGGGUUGGACGACGUUCCGGAGCCGCGCAGGUCAGGUACUCUGCCGUCGGGGACACUGACGGACGAGGAGAUCAAGCAUCGGGCGCGCAAGAUGCAGCGUGCCUUGACGGUCCGCCAACCGCCUUCGGCUCAGACGGUGUUCGGCCAUCGUGCAGCUCAUAUCCAGCUGUAUGACGAGGAGAUCGAGUACGAGCCACCCAUGGACCCGCAGGCUACAGACGAGAUGGAGGCUGAGGCUGAGAUGCGGUCGUGGGAUCGGCAUAGCCAUUGUGAGCCCGCACGUCUGAGCCCUCCUUUGACGAGGGGGAAGACUGUGGCUGCGAGAGGGUGCAAGCAGUCACAGGUUGCACGAUCGUCGAGUGAGGACAACCGAGGUAAUGACGGAGAUGUCGCCGACGAUGAGGACUCCGACGACGAGUAUAUGGUUGAUGGAGAGCAUCCCGAUCCUGCGGACGAGCACGGGUUCGACGGCGGCGACGACGGUGGGCCCUGUGACGACAGGGCGGGUGGCGCGUGCCUGGUUACUCCUGGCCCCGGUGCGGUGGGCGGGCGCGUUGGCAGCGUGCAGGGAUUUGGUUUGGAUGUACCGCAGGGAUCGAUUCCCUCUGCCAUAUUCAGGACGACUUCGACAUUGGAGGUCCACCCACUUCAGAUUCCAGGCACGGCGGGGUGCGACACGACCGGGGCGAAGGAGAUAGGGUGUACUAUGGAGGAGGUCACUGCCGCCAGAUUAGCAGCAGAGUGUGCACACGGUCGUUAUGCAGAUGCUGCAGAUGGUGGAGUACUCCACGCGGGGGGACACGAGGUCGAUCGUGCGGACGGGGACGAGGAGGACACGAGGAUAGGGUCUGGUGACACACCUGGUCACGGCGACACGCGACUCCCCACGGGUGAUGAGGGGGAUGGGGGCGAGGAUGUGGCUAUGGCAGAUGCAGGGGGGUUGCUUGGGUGUGAUCGGACGGAGUUGGAGGGGCAGGCAGAUAGAGUACUUGUCGGCGUUGCCGGAAUGGAGGAUGUGGUUGCAGAUCACAUUGAGGAUGGUCCUGUCACGAUGGAUGAUGUGGUUGCACCUCGCAUUGAGGAGGACCGACAGGUGGAUGGGGCAGUUGUCGCUGCCCCCGUUGAGGCACACGUGCCCACCAUGUCCCCGCUCGAGCGCCACACUGUCGGGAUUGAUCCAAUGAUGGGCAGAAGCAGGCAUAUAUUAAAGAGGUUUUGGAAUGUUGUGCCUUCUUUUGCUUUCGUGGUUGUUAAUCCGCCAGCACCCUCUGGGGUAUCGGGGCAUAUUGGGAGGUCCAUGGAGAUGGCCGACCUGUUCGAGCAAUCGACAUGUCAGAGGGUUAUCGAAGCGGGAGGGGUGUCAUGGGGAGCAGGGUCAGUUGCUGCGGGGACACGACCCGCAUGUGCAGGGGCGGUGAGUGGACGAGGAGGCGAGUCUGGUGGCAGUAUUGUUGGCGGGGGAGGUGGUCGUAUAGUUGUCGGCGGUCAGUCGUGCCUUUCAGGCAGGAGUGUUGGUGGGGGAGAGGCUUUUGCAGCAGUGGCGACGGCAGGAGGGCGCGGGCAUGUGCAGGGUUCCCCAUCACCUUCAUCGAAGUAGAAGGGGAAGUCCGUACCGUGGAGCAGCAUCAACAAG